GCCUUCCAGUCAUUAUUGUAAGCGUGACCAUGGCAACCUCUUUAAAUAAGUAUGUGGCAGACAGUCACUGCUGGCUAAACAUUCAGACUGAUAUAAUCUGGGCAUUUGUGGGUCCUGUUCUCUUCAUAUUAACGGUCAACACUUUUGUUCUGUUUCGUGUGGUUAUGGUGACAAUCUCUAGUGCUAGAAGACGCUCCAAGAUGAUGACACCCAACUGUAGUCUGGAGAAACAGAUUGGCAUCACGGUCUGGGCCACUGCAAAACCCAUCAUUGUUCUGCUCCCUGUCUUAGGACUGACCUGGUUAUGUGGUAUUUUGGUACAUCUCAGUGUAGUCUGGGCCUAUGUUUUUAUCUUCUUGAAUUCAUUUCAGGGGCUUUAUAUUUUCUUGAUUUAUGCCAUUUAUAACAGUGAGGUCAGGAAUGCCAUUCAGAGGAUAAAAGAAAAGAAAAGGGCCCUAUCAUUCACGAAUUGUUCUCAGCCAACAAACUAUUUAUCCAGUCCAAGGAAUACCAUAUGGGACAAUGGAAAACCAAGGCUCACCCCACCUAACAGCAGUUUAUCCAGUGUGCCUAUAAGGAAUACAGUGGGCAAGGAACCAUUCCACUUUAUGAAACAGACUUUAUCCCCAACUGAAACUGAAAUACCAGAGGAUCCAACAUCACACUCUGGAAUCUGA
Molecule: messenger RNA, 677 nt
Organism: Nanorana parkeri
Lineage: Eukaryota; Metazoa; Chordata; Amphibia; Anura; Dicroglossidae
Product: adhesion G-protein coupled receptor D2-like
Exons: 7
Biological process (GO): adenylate cyclase-activating G protein-coupled receptor signaling pathway; cell surface receptor signaling pathway
Cellular component (GO): membrane
Molecular function (GO): G protein-coupled receptor activity
Source: RefSeq, a predicted model, not a curated record